CUUUGCUGUUCCGAAACUCAAUUCACUCUGCUCCUCUCCCGCUUCCUGUAAGCAAUGUCCUCUCCAAGUUCAUUGCUUUCUUUGAGUUCCCUCUAUGUUCUUCUCGUUUUGAUAUCAUGUUUCUCUGGAGGGUACUCUUCUUCGUCUUCCACGCCUACUAAGAUUGGCAAAGGCUACCGUUUGAUCGCCAUUGAAGAGACCCCUGAUGGUGGCUUUCUGGGUCACCUUCAGGUCAAGCAAAAGAACAAAAUUUAUGGCCCUGAUAUUCCUCUCUUACAGCUCUAUGUCAAGCAUGAGACUCAAGAUCGUUUGAGGGUAUACAUAACAGAUGCAGAGAAGCAGAGAUGGGAAGUUCCAUACAAUCUUUUACCAAGAGAGCAACCACCUUCAUCGAAACAAACGAUUGGGAGAUCAAGAAAGAACCCUAUAACAGUCUCAGAGCUGUCGGGGUCCGAGCUCAUAUUCUGCUACACAGCUGACCCUUUUAGCUUUGCAGUGAAAAGGAAAUCAAAUGGGCAGACCCUUUUCAACUCCAGCUCAGGUGGAUCAGCCUCAUUUGGAGAAUUGGUGUUCAAAGACCAGUACUUGGAGAUUUCAACUCAGUUGCCCAAAGAUGCUUCACUGUAUGGACUUGGGGAGAACACUCAACCUCAUGGAAUCAAGCUGUAUCCAAAUGACCCUUACACAUUGUACACAACCGAUGUGUCGGCUAUCAAUCUGAACACUGAUUUGUACGGGUCCCACCCUGUUGUCAUGGACUUGAGGAAUGUGGGUGGUGAGCCUUUUGCACAUGCUGUUCUCUUGCUGAACAGCAAUGGCAUGGAUGUGUUUUACACAGGGACUUCAUUGACUUACAAGGUUAUUGGUGGUGUUUUCGACUUUUACUUCUUUGCUGGACCCACUCCCCUUGGCGUUGUUGAUCAGUACACCUCUUUCAUCGGCAGGCCUGCUCCCAUGCCUUACUGGUCUCUAGGGUUUCACCAAUGUCGAUGGGGAUACCAUAACCUCUCUGUAGUUGAAGAUGUUGUUGAGAACUACAAGAAGGCUAAGAUCCCGCUUGAUGUGAUCUGGAAUGACGAUGAUCAUAUGGAUGGCCAUAAGGACUUCACCCUCAACCCCAACAACUACCCUCGUCCAAAGCUUCUGGCAUUCCUUGAAAAAAUACAUAACAUAGGCAUGAAAUACAUUGUCAUUAUUGAUCCUGGAAUUGCUGUUAAUUCUAGUUAUGGUGUUUAUCAAAGAGGCAUUACCAAUGAUGUUUUUAUAAAGUAUGAGGGUGAGCCUUACUUGGCCCAGGUUUGGCCUGGGGCUGUUAAUUUCCCGGACUUCCUCAACCCUAAAACAGUUGCAUGGUGGGGCGAUGAAAUUAGACGCUUUCAUGAACUUGUCCCUGUUGAUGGGCUCUGGAUUGACAUGAAUGAAGCUUCAAAUUUCUGUAGUGGGAAGUGUGAAAUUCCAAAGGGCAAGCAGUGUCCCAGUGGGACUGGACCUGGUUGGAUCUGUUGCUUGGACUGCAAGAACAUAACAAAUACAAGAUGGGAUGAUCCACCAUACAAGAUAAAUGCUUCAGGGUUGCAGGUGCCAAUAGGGUUCAAAACUAUUGCCACUAGUGCAGUUCACUACAAUGGUGUUUUAGAAUAUGAUGCUCAUAGUCUUUAUGGCUUUUCUCAAUCCAUUGCAACUCACAAGGCUCUCCAAGGGCUUGAGGGCAAACGACCGUUUAUAUUGUCACGCUCUACAUAUGUUGGUUCAGGAAAGUAUGCUGCGCACUGGACAGGUGAUAACAAGGGCACUUGGGAAGAUUUGAAGUAUUCAAUAUCUACUAUGCUGAAUUUUGGUAUAUUUGGGGUUCCAAUGGUUGGUUCAGAUAUAUGUGGGUUCUAUCCUGCUCCAACAGAAGAGCUGUGUAACCGUUGGAUCGAAGUUGGUGCUUUUUACCCCUUCUCUAGAGAUCAUGCAAAUUACUACUCCCCGAGACAGGAGCUGUAUCAAUGGGACACUGUAGCCAAAUCUGCUCGAAAUGCUCUAGGUAUGAGGUAUAAACUUCUCCCUUACCUCUACACGCUGACCUAUGAGGCUCAUAUAAGUGGAGCACCAAUAGCCAGGCCCCUUUUCUUCUCGUUCCCUACUUACAAAGAGUGCUACGGGCUGAGCACCCAAUUCUUGCUAGGAAACAGUCUCAUGGUGUCUCCAGUGCUUGAGCAGGGCAAAACAGAGGUUAAAGCACUCUUCCCCCCAGGUUCUUGGUACGGUAUGUUUGAUAUGACACAAACCAUUGUGUCAAAGGGACAGUACUUUACCCUCGAUGCACCUUUGAAUGAGGUUAAUGUACAUUUGUAUCAGAAUACCAUAUUACCAAUGCAGCAAGGUGGGAUGAUCUCUAAGGAAGCUAGAAUGACGCCAUUCAGUCUCAUAGUGACCUUCCCUGCGGGGGCGACCGAAGGACAAGCCAAAGGAACCAUUUAUCUCGACAACGAUGAACUUCCAGAAAUGAAACUCGGAAACGGGUAUUCAACGUAUGUCGAAUUAUACGCAACCAUGAACCAGGGUACCGUGAAGGUCUGGUCAGAAGUUCAGGAGGGCAAAUUUGCUUUAGAGAAGGGCUGGAAAAUUGAGAAGAUUACCGUGUUGGGAUUUGGAGGAAGUGUAAACACAUCUGCUCUCGAAAUCAAUGGAAGUCCAGUUGCCCCCGGUACUUCCAAUGUAGAGCUCAGCUCACUGGAACAGAAGCACCUGCAAGACCUUGAAGAAGACAAGAAGACGACUUUGAAGGUAGAGGUUGCAGGUUUGGAUUUACCUGUUGGAAAGAACUUCGCCAUAACCUGGAAAAUGGGGGUAUAAGGUUGAUGAUCAAGAUCUUCUCCAGACUAGGUGGUACUUUUUGGUUUUUUCCCUUUUCAUUGUUGAUGAUUUCCUGUUCCUUAAUUGGGGUUUCUUCAUGGAGAGGAGAUGAGCUUUAAAGUCUGUUCAUCCUUUUCCAUGCAACCAAGCAAAAAAAACCGAGAAAAACUGAGGUUUAAAUCUUCAUUCCAUGCUUAGAGGCUCUUCCAUUGAUGUAGUUUAAAAUGCAGUAAUGCAAAUUUGAGGUCUCCAAUAUUAAUAUAAUAAUACCUUCCAAACUAAGUUGGAUUUAUA
Theobroma cacao (cacao) is the source of this 3135-nucleotide messenger RNA. It is a transcript of the gene XYL1, whose product is annotated as alpha-xylosidase 1. The record is from RefSeq and is a predicted model, not a curated record. Gene Ontology annotation, molecular function: carbohydrate binding; hydrolase activity, hydrolyzing O-glycosyl compounds. Gene Ontology annotation, biological process: carbohydrate metabolic process. NCBI's taxonomy places the organism in Eukaryota, Viridiplantae, Streptophyta, Magnoliopsida, Malvales, Malvaceae.